UGGCUUUGCAAAUCAAUUUGGGACGGAUGAGGUAAUUAAUAUAUUUUAGACAAACUAUAGUAGUACAAAUUUAAUAAACCACACUUCGGUCCGGUUCGGUCUGGUUCGGUUCGGUACCGGUUCUCAUUUUAUGAGGACCGGUCAUGGCAUUAUUUGGAACCGGUUCGGUUCGGGACAAAAAAUUUUGAGAUCCGUUUCAAACCCCGUUUAUCGGUCCGGUACCAUACCGGUCCGGUUCGGUAUCAUGUCGGUUCGGUAUUUUUGCCGAUUCUGGUGAACACCACUGCCCGAAUAAUCACCACCGUUGAUAGGGGUUCGGUGAACACUGAUGCCCAACAUUGACCACCACCACCACCCAAUAUUGACCGCUGCCACCCGCUCCUCCACCACACGCAGAGUUCUGCCCCACCAUCAUCACCGCAUCCCAACCCGCAUCAGCCAAGCCCUGCCCCACACCUAUCAGCCUAGCUACGCCCCACGCCCACAAGUGCUGCCCCACUCCGACCAGACCAGCCCCAGCCAAGCCCCAACUGGUAGCACCCAACCCUCCAACUGGCAGCCCCCGACCCUAGCCCCCAACCGCCAUCAACAACCACUGCUCAUAACCCCUAGCCGCCAGCCCAUUGACCUCGCCCUAGCACCAAAAUCUCACGCAGUAGAAACCCUAGCCUACAGGAUAGGUGAAGAUCGUCGUCAUUGCAACAGCCCAUUAGAAGCGACUGUAGAUCUCGGAGAAGAGAAGAAGAUGACUUGCGGCGAUGGUGGUUCGGAUAUGGCUUGUGCCGAUAGAGGCGCAGCUCUAGAUUGCAGUGAUGAAGGCGCGGCGAUGGAGGUGUAGCUCUGGAGGCACGAUGAUGGAGAAGCAACUUUGGAGGUGCGGCUAUGGAUCUGUGGCUCUGCUUGGGGUGUUAGAUGUACGCUGCAGGAAGGUCGAAGGCGAAGAUAUUUCAAAGGACGGGAGAAGGGUAUUUCAGUCCAGUUUG
Molecule: messenger RNA, 983 nt
Organism: Cuscuta epithymum
Lineage: Eukaryota; Viridiplantae; Streptophyta; Magnoliopsida; Solanales; Convolvulaceae
Source: the annotation of a GenBank genome assembly